Ochlerotatus camptorhynchus is the source of this 4062-nucleotide messenger RNA. Its product is annotated as sodium-dependent neutral amino acid transporter B(0)AT3. The transcript is spliced from 10 exons. Gene Ontology annotation, biological process: sodium ion transmembrane transport. The record is from RefSeq and is a predicted model, not a curated record. Bases 1043 to 3202 code for a protein of 719 amino acids. NCBI's taxonomy places the organism in Eukaryota, Metazoa, Arthropoda, Insecta, Diptera, Culicidae. Gene Ontology annotation, cellular component: plasma membrane.
AGAAUAUCAGUGUCGGGGGUUGUUUUUUUUUCGGAAAAAGUGAGAGGGCGGAAUACCACCACCCAAUCAAACUGCCAGCCAGUAGCCCCACGAAUUAGUAUUUAUCGUACCCCAACAGUAGCAUCGGCAGCAAUAGCAGCAGUGAGUGCAAACAGCAACGAGAUACGGGGGUGGUGUUAUUCAUGUGAUUAUCCGGAAGAAUUACUAACUAGCAAUCGUCACGCAGCAGCCAUAAUCAAGGACAAUAGCAUCGAUUUUCCGCAUUCGUGGUUCGCUAAAUUGGCCGGAUCUAGACAAACAAAGUCAUUGAAGAAUAAGCACAGAAAAGAACAUCCAAUCGCGUAGCAAACAUCAGGAGAAAAGUAGUGUGCUGUGCGUGUUAUAUAAUUCUAGGGGUUGACACCUACGAGCGCAAAACGAAAAAAAAAAAGAAGGAUCGGCUGCUCGAUGCUAUCCCAUGUGUAAUUAGCUCCUUCCCAAGGGGAUUCGCCUUUUUCGCGUGGGUGGUGGUGUUCGUUCUGUUAUUCAAGAGGUGGAAAAAUCAUCAAUGAAGAGAAACAUUAUGAGCCGUCGUGAUUGAGUGCCUCAGCGAAAGUUUUCAAUUCGGCUAAAGGCGCACCAACAGUAAGCACCGUCUUUUGGCCACAUUAAAGCACAACUUAUCAAGUGAUACGCACACAAUCACUUAUUCACGUUUGCACUGAGCACUUUCCAAGCAACACACGCGACUCUGUGAUUCUAAACGAUGAGCACCAGCACCAUUGCACAGCACCGUUCGUACUCCCGUUAGCACCAACCAUUACCACCUAGAAAACGCCCGUGUUCAGCACCGAAUUGAAAGAGAACCAACCUGCCAUCUGCCUGCGAAGUUCUGUACCCGGUUACUCUCGUGCACGUUCCGUUCGUUUUUCUGUUGUGCUGCAAGAGUGUGUGCACGCGUGCACGUGCAAUUAGUAAGGAUUUGCAAGUAGUGUAAGGUAGUAGCGCGGAAUCGCACAGACAUAAACCAGUCGAGUAGAGGGACUUGGAGUUGGUGCGAAUAAUGGCCAACACGGCGCAUCUUUUUCGCAGACAGAGCUCACGGGAUUUGAUCCAGCAGGCGACGGUUCGCAGUUUGGAUGAGCUCGAGUUGAGGGAACUUCGAAGUCGCUUGGUUCGGGCGGAGAAUGGCAAUCGAAAUGUGGUGUACGGUGCAACCAAUCAGGCAUUUAUCUCCGACGAUGAUCCCCCGAUGGGAAGGAUCUUGGACUUGGGUCCAAGUUCCGCACCGCCCACGAUCCGGGGGCCACCGGGAAAACUCCCAACGCAGACUUCCGUUAUCGACAGCGCGGUGGAGGAAGCGGUUGUACCGGAACGACCCGAAGACGAACGCGAAAGUUGGGAUAGCAAGUGGACUUUUCUGUUGGCCACGAUUGGGUACGCCGUUGGAUUGGGCAACGUUUGGCGAUUUCCCUAUUUAGCGCAGAAGAAUGGCGGAGGAGCGUUUCUGGUUCCGUAUUUUGUGAUGUUACUGCUUCAAGGCGUUCCGAUUUUCUACCUGGAGUUGGCGAUCGGUCAACGUCUGCGGAAGGGAGCGAUCGGGGUUUGGCACGAGGUGUCGGCCUAUCUGGGAGGAAUUGGAAUAUCGUCGGCGUUCGUGAGCUACAUAGUAGCUUUGUAUUACAACACGAUCAUUGCUUGGUGCUUGAUCUACCUGUUACACAGCUUCGAGUCCCCACUGCCUUGGGCGGAAUGUCCCAAGAGGCUGUACAAGAACUUCACCUACGACGUGGAACCGGAGUGUGUCGUUUCUUCGCCGACAAAGUACUACUGGUACCGGGAAACGUUGAGGGCUUCGCCCAGUGUCAACGAACCGCAGGAGAUCAACUACAAUGUGGCGAUCGCACUGAUUACUGCCUGGUUCUUGGUGUACAUGUGCAUGGUCCAAGGAAUCACCGAAUCGAGUAAGAUCGUGUACGUUACCGCGAUCUUCCCGUACGUGGUGCUGAUUAUUUUCUUCUUCCGGGGCAUCACCCUCAAAGGUGCUGCCGAUGGUGUAAUGCAUCUGUUCACCCCUAGGUGGGAAUCGAUUUUGGAACCUGUCGUGUGGCUCGAGGCCGGCACGCAGAUCUUCUUUUCGCUGGGCCUCGCCUUUGGAGGACUGAUCGCUUUCAGCUCGUACAAUCCAGCGAAUAACAACUGCUACCGAGACGCUCUGGUGGUUUCGUUUACCAAUUGUAGCACAUCUAUGUUCGCUGGGGUCGUCGUAUUCUCCGUCAUCGGUUUCAAGGCUACUUCAAUCUUCGAUUCGUGUGUAGAAGAACGCGAUGCACUGCUGGCGGCGAACAAAACGACAAAUCUACCGGUUUGCAAUCUGCAGAAGGAGCUCGAAAAUAGCGCUUCCGGAACGGGAUUGGCAUUCAUCAUUUUCACGGAAGCGAUCAACCAGUUUCCGGCGGCACAGUUUUGGGCGGUGCUAUUCUUCAUGAUGUUGUUCACGUUGGGAAUCGACUCGCAGUUCGGAACCCUCGAAGGUGUCACCACGUCACUGGUGGAUAUGAAGCUGUUUCCCAACCUUCCAAAAGAAGUCAUCACCGGGGGUCUAUGCCUGUCGUGUAGUAUUCUAUCGAUGUGUUUCGCCAACGGAUCAGGAAGCUACAUUUUCCAGUUGAUGGACAGCUUCGCGGGAAACUACACUCUGCUGAUAAUCGCAUUCUUCGAGUGCAUUGGCGUUAGCUACAUCUAUGGAAUUAAAAGGUUUGCCGAUGAUAUCGAACUGAUGACCGGUUCGCGACCGGGCCUCUACUGGAUGCUCUGUUGGAAGUACAUUUCACCGAUUGCCAUGUUGACUAUUCUGAUAGCCUCUUUCAUCGAGUUGGCUUCCGAGGGCAGUAGCUAUCCGGGAUGGAAUGCCCUGACUGGUAAUACCGAUAAUCUCGAAUGGCCCCACUGGUGCAUCGUGGUGGCGAUACUUUUGGUUAGCGUGUCCAUUUUGUGGAUCCCGGGAGUGGCCAUCUGUCGGUUAUGCGGUAUCAAUAUUAUUGAGGAUUCGGAGCCGGCGUGGUUCCCGACGGCCGAGCUGCGGGACGUGCACGGAAUUGUGCCGCACGAAGCAACGGACAUUGAGAUAUCAUUGUUUUGCAUACGACCGGACGGAUCGGAAGGUUUGUGCUGUCCGACUUAUGGAACGCGGGAGCAACCGCUGGACGAGGAAGAAGAGUAAGAGUAAGUAGACGGAAAAGUGGCACUGUUGCCGCAGUAGACAAUAAGCGAUAUCCAGGUUUUGGGGGAACGAGUUUAGCUGGGUAGCAGACGACGGCGAAGAAAAUUGACAAUAGUUAGUUAGAAGGACUAGUAGAUUAGCACAGAGCGGUUGAAAACAUUCCGAGCGAACAUAUUCAAAUUAUACACCAUAACGAUAGGGGUUCCAAAGGCGAGCUUCAGUGCGUUGAGUGGGUAAAGAAAUGUGAAAUUUUCUGUUCAUGGUUUAAAAAGACUUGCAUUUUGGUGUAUCGGAACGACCGGAGCUUAAAUCUAUCAUUUCCACUGAAAGAUUGCACCUGAUUUUGAUUGAAAUGUUGAUGAAAUGAUAAUUGGGUGAAUUGACAAACACAUAGGGGGAGGAGGGGCAUAGUAAACAGGUGAAGCAUAGUCAGCAUCCCGAAGUUUUGCCCUGGAUCUCUAGCUGCACGAAACAAAUCAACUGGUAGUAGGUUCAAUAUCAUUAUUAUAUUGAUCCUACCACCAACCAAUUUGUUCCGAACGGCCGGAAGUCCAAGCUGGUGCACGGGAUGCUCAGUAUGGCCUACCUGUUCACUAUGCCCCUCUUACCCCUAACGCUUAACGUAAAGAUCUCAUUUAUUGUAACCAAUCCUCAGAAUUCCUUGGGAAAAUUUCUCACAGUAUAGGAUUUAUCGUAGUUGCUACUCCGUUUCUGAUCAGAACAAGAGGAAUUGCAAAGAGAACCACAUAGAUGGCGCUUGGAAUUAGCUUAUCCAUUUUCAAUGUGCAAGCAAGUUCACCAAUUCAUUCUAUUAUACAUCAGCACCAGUGCCGGUCACGUCGAUACGGUAUUUUGGAAAG